CAGAAUUCCGUGGACUAUCUGUUAUGUGGGCGCACGCACACAGCAAAUUUAGGAGUUCCGAGAGUUUUUGGAAUAUGCAAGAAAAAGUAAAUAACGUACGUUUUUUCACCAUACUUCCCCUUUAACUCACUGUCUUAAGUAAUUUCAAGAUGAACUUUUUGCCUACAUCCUCCAAUGCUGCCGUCAUGAGCUUUCCCGUGGGCCUCUAAAUGCAAUUGUACAGGUUCCCUUUUUCUAGCCUGGUGCUCACCUGAGUGGUUGCAGUUGUGGUUGCAUGAGCUCCAAGCUUGUCUAUAGGUGCUUCUUGUUAUGGUCUUUUUUCCCUGUUCUUUCGUCCCUUUGUUUUGUUACUUUAUUCGUUCCCCAGUCCCCAAAACAGAAAGAGUUAUUCAGUAUUGCUUUUUGGCAUAGAGGGAAAUCUUAUUGGUGACGCCAUAAUCCGCUGAACAAGGAUGGUGGAUUUGAUUUUAAUCUUACAUACAUAAUGAAUUUUUUUGCUUAUAGUUUAGGUUAGAGUUUGUGUUGUUAUAGUAGUGUUAGUUAUCUGCUUUUGCCACAAGAUGUCGGAAUACAAUAUUCUCUCUGUAGGUAAUAUAAUUUGCUCAUGCUAUUUGAUCUGCCAAGUGUAUUAUCAGCAAGUUACACGAAUUGUCCUACACUGUAUAUUUGCUUCUGUUUCCCCUCUCUUACAAUCAGCAGCAGCAAAUGGAUAAGCUUUUGAAUGAUCAUGUUGAAGGAAAAAAUAUUAAUUUGCAAAGUUUGGUGGCCUUAAAUUUGUUUGGAGCUCAAGUCUCCGCUAGAAUUUACCCCGCAACAGAGGCAAUUUGAUACACAGUGAUCAAGUCUUGUUUUUAUUUGUUGUAUGAUGUCACUGCCAGGAUCCAAGUCUCCGGUAUCUGGUAAGCUGUAGCAUCAUCUAGCACUUUCAUUUUGAUAUGUAAUCCACUGCUAGAUAGAUCUAGUGCAUGCUGAAUCGGUAAUAGUCAUGGUUGUCAUUGCAUUCUGCACAGUUAAAUAUCGUUAAAUUUUCAGAAAUUUUGAAGUGUUUGGAGGUUGAAAUUAGCCAGAAUGUCUAUUUUCAAGGAACUUUUAUUUGGAACGGAUCAGGUCCAAAUGCAACUCAUAUAUGACCGAUCAUUUUCCGCAUAUUUCAGGCAUAUGAAUGUCUGUCAAUUGUCAUUAACAUUCAAUUUACACAGCAUAGGUUCAAAUACAGCAUUUAUCAGACAAAAAUCUAAGCUUGAUUACUGAUGUACUGUACAGAAAAGUAAGCAGAAGCAGCUGCCCCCACCAGAGUGGAGUUUAUUCUCAGCUCAAGGGGUGUAAGCAAAAUAGCAAAUUAAUGGUGAAGCUUCUUGAACUAUAUGUUGUUCACCCUUUUAAAUCUAGGCAGAUGAGACCGGGAGCUAAAGGAUAAUGUGCUUGCACAUUCCUUUGGAGCAAGUUGGCUUGACUCCAAUCCAUCACUGGGCAGAAUCCUUGAAGUAUGAAGGCAUUCGAGAGGUGCCCUCAAGCCUACAAGCAUUCAAGCAAAUUUGCAGGCAAAAUUAAGGACCUUGACGAUUGAAAGAGAUCAUCAUGAACAUAUGCAUACUAGAUGGUGGCACUGGUUCAGGUGAGAAAAAGCAACUUGUAUGCAAAGAGUUUAUCAUUGACGUUUCGCCUGCCACAGAGCCUGGUCAAUGGCCCGAGUGUUGCAUCUACAGGGUCCCCGAGUUGCUUCGCCGGGUAGAAAAAGAAGCCUACACUCCUAAACUAGUUCAUAUCGGCCCUCUCCACUACAGCAUGAAGCAACCCAAGGAUAUAGAAAUUCAGAAACUUCGAUAUUUGAAGGAAUUCUGUGAACGGACUAAGAAGAGUCAGAAUGAUCUUGCAGGCAUCAUUCAAAGCGACGAGUUAAAAAUCCGACAUUGCUAUUCAGAGACCUUUGAUCAGAUCAACAGUGAAGAGUUUGUGAAAAUGAUUCUAUUGGAUGCUAUUUUCAUCAUUGAGUUCAUCUUGAGGAGUCAAAAAGCGGUAGGAGGUUACGAAGAUCAUAUAUUAAGUAAACCAUGCUUAGCACAUUAUAUAGAGCAUGACUUAAUAUUACUUGAGAAUCAGCUUCCAUAUUUUGUUUUGAAGAAACUAUAUAACGUCUUUGCCCUCGAUGUACAAGAAAAACAGCAGGGUAAGGCUCCUGAUCCCUUUCUUAAGCUUGCCUGUAAUUUCUUACUCCAAAAGCCGGACGCAGUGCCCGAGGAGAACGAAGUGAAACUGAAACAUCUCACAGAUUUACUGAGGACGUAUUACAAUCUUCCGCGCCUAAGCUCGAAGUCUUUUGAGAGUGCAGAUCGGUUUUAUCAAUUGUGUAGUGCAACAAAGCUGGACGAAGUAGGAGUGAAUUUCAAGGUAGCUCCAGCUACAUCAGGCUUACUUGACAUAAAAUUCAAUAAGAAAAAGUACCUGGACUGGUGUCCAUGUUUAACUUUUUCAUGGCUCUUGGCUUGCUUACCUUGCUUGAAAUGCUUUGCGUGCUUGGAGCGUAUGCUGCCUUUGUUUGAAAUCCCACGCUUGGUCAUAGAUGACGUGACUGAAGGUAUUUUCCGAAACAUCAUGGCACUGGAGCAGUGUCACUAUCCAAUGGAAGCCCACUUCUGCUAUUACGUUAUACUAUUGGAUUAUAUCAUCAACGACGAAAAAGAUAUAGAAUUGCUUGUUGAGAAAAAGAUCAUCGUUAACAUGCUCGGUAGCCAUACUGCAGCUGCGACUUUUUUUAACAAACUCUGCCUUCAGAUUGUGACUAACGGCCGAUCGUGUUACGCCGAGGUAAUUAAAGGACUUCGAACCCAUUAUGAUGACCAUUGGAGCCGUAUUAUGGCAACCAUGGCAAGGGUUUAUUUCGGCGACUUUUGGAGAGGCGCUGCAACUGUGAUUGGACUUCUAUUAUUGGUCAACUCUCUCUGGGGACUCCUUCAGCCAUUUGUUGUGAAGGAAUGAAUAAAGUGCCUGUCACUCUGUGCUUUAAUGUUUGUUCGAGUGAUGUCUUUUUUUUUUUCCGUUUUCUUUUUUAAAGCUUGAGUCAUGAUUUGUUUUCUUUUCUUUUUGUUUUGUUUUUUUUUUUUGUUUUUCAUGCAGAAUUGAAGCAUGAUCUGUGUGCUUAUUGUUUGUUUGAGUGCUCUGCUUAUGAACUUUGUAAUCCAUGUCCUACUUACCUUGUGAUAG
This is a messenger RNA of Juglans regia (Persian walnut), 3201 nucleotides long. Its product is annotated as UPF0481 protein At3g47200-like. Bases 1579 to 2976 code for a protein of 465 amino acids. The transcript is spliced from 3 exons. NCBI's taxonomy places the organism in Eukaryota, Viridiplantae, Streptophyta, Magnoliopsida, Fagales, Juglandaceae. The record is from RefSeq and is a predicted model, not a curated record.